Vidua chalybeata is the source of this 1606-nucleotide messenger RNA. Its product is annotated as serine/threonine-protein kinase PAK 3-like. The transcript has 8 exons. NCBI's taxonomy places the organism in Eukaryota, Metazoa, Chordata, Aves, Passeriformes, Viduidae. Gene Ontology annotation, molecular function: protein serine/threonine kinase activity; ATP binding. Gene Ontology annotation, cellular component: cytoplasm. The annotation marks the transcript as partial. Gene Ontology annotation, biological process: regulation of axonogenesis; protein phosphorylation; regulation of MAPK cascade. The record is from RefSeq and is a predicted model, not a curated record.
UGUGCUUGCAGGGCUACAGUCAGCAGACGUGUGCAGCGCAGCCAAAAUGAUCCAGCACGUGGUUGCUGCAGUUUGCACGCUGUACUCUGUGGCGUAUUUGGGGUAUUUUUUAACCCACUUGGCACGGCACCUCAUGUGUGGAUCCCGAGCAGCUCCUCCUUCGGGCUUUCGGAACCGUUUCUAAAGGACUCGACAGGGCCACAGGAGGAGAGCUUCCUUGUUGACAGAGAUCUCUGGCUGGUGAUGGAAUACAUGGAUGGAGGAACUUUGCAGGACGUUGUCAGACAGACACGCAAGGCUGAAGGAGAGAUGGCAGCUGUCAGUCGGGAGUGUCUGCAGGGCCUGGAUUUCCUCCAUGCGAACCGGGUGAUCCACAGAGAUCUGAAGAGCUCCAACAUCCUUCUGGGAAUGGACGGCUCUGUCAAGCUGGCUGAUUUUGGCCUCUGCGCUCAGCUCAGCCCUGAGCAGGACCAGCGCAGCUCCAUGGUGGGCACUGCUCACUGGAUGGCCCCAGAAGUUGUCACCAGUUCUCCUUAUGGCCCCAAGGUGGACAUCUGGUCCUUUGGCAUUGUGACCAUCGAGAUGGUGGAAGGAGAACCUCCUUACUUCAAGGAAACGAGGGCCAUGGCUCGUGCUCUGAUCCGGCAGGACGGGACCCCGCAGCUGCAGGAGCCCAGGCGCCUGUCGGCUCUGCUGCGGGACUUCCUUGAGUGCAGCCUGGAGCCGGACGAGGAGCGGCGCUGGUCUGCCCAGGAGCUGCUGCAGCACCCAUUUUUAUCAUCAGCCAAGCCUCUCUCCAGCCUGACCCCUCUGAUCACCGCAGCCAAGCAACUGAGGGAGCAGCGGAGGAGAUGAAGCACUGGAGGACAGCUUUUAGCUACAGUAGUUAGUUAGGACAACUAGUUAGUCAUGGUAGUUAGCAGUGCUAGUUGGUUAUGGUAGUUAGGACAGCCUGUUAUGGUUCUUAUGACAGCCUGUUUGGUAGGGCAGUUUUUUGAAUAAAAACUCCCUUAAACCUCAACUCCCUUGAGGUGUCCCUUCCUUCUCCCUCUGUGACUCAGCUGCCCGGAGCAAUGUGAGGGGAGAGUGGGCCCAGCCUCGCCCAGAGCUGAGCCCCAGCAGAGACCUGGCAAAGCCCAGAGCAGCCUCGGCAUCUGCAGAGUCAGUGAGACAGAGUGAAAAUUUAACAGGGUAGAAAUCCAUUUGGAUUUAGGUGAAAUGUGCAGCUUUAAGCUUGCUAACAUAAGUUGUAAUGAACAGUUUCCACGUGUUCCCCAGAGACGCAGGCAGGGCCUUCUUAGUUCCCAUGGCAACACCAAAAAAGCUACUAACUCUAGGUAAGUACCAAUUGACUUUUACCCAUCACCAUCACCUAAAAAAGAAUAGACUAGGUUAGGCUGUGAGAAGCAGGGAGACAGAAAGAGAGAGAGCCCUGGUGCUGCCACCAGGGAAGGAGCGGGGACAGCUGUUGUUCUGGACUUCAGCAACAGACUCUGCACGCCACGCCUCCUCAUCCUCUGGCCACCGGUGUGCCACAAGGAAAGAAGAAGGGACAGCUGCUGCUCUGGGCUUCAGCGACAGACUCUGCACGCCUCCUUCCUUUCAG